GGCUUCCUGCACACGCGCGCAACUUGAUUCAGGAAGUACGCAGUCUUUCUUUCAAGUCGCGUUCCUGAUAGUGAGAUAAGUCGUCAGAAAUCACAAAUUGGAAAUAUCAGGAACACACUUAAGGCUAAAAUGUCCGCUGUUUCCGAAUCUACUCAUAUAUCGUCGCUUGGGAAGACCGACAGCUUGCAUCAACGGGUUCUCGCCUCCUUCCCUCUGUGUGACAUUGCAGAGCAGGAUCUGACCCAGAACCCUCAGUUCUGUAAACUCCUGGCCACCCUGUCACAACAUGUCGACCAAACUGGACUCACUGUCCCACUGAAAACGGAGCUGGACAAGGCUGAGCAGAAGCUGCAGUGCCAGAGGCGUCUCUGGCUGCGCUCCGAGAGUCUCCACAAAGGGCUCCAAGAGAUGAUCCAGGACCAUUGUAUCAGGAAGCAUCAUGCCACCGUACCCCCUGACCAGAACAUGUUGUAUGAGACGAUGGAGAAGUCUCUGCUGGUGUCUCAGUGUAUCAGACAGCUGGAUCCCAGUAGCACUACCAACCAGGACCAACCUUCUAUUUUGGGCCUGAACCCCCAACAGGUGAUGGAGCUCAUGCCAUCAGAGAAGAAUGUUCAAAGAAUGAAACAGAGUCUUCCCAGGGAGCUGGAGAAACACCUGAAGAAGAAGUGUUGGGGCCUUCUUUCUUACUAUCAACCUGAAUGGGAGAGUGAGAGUGAUGGUCUGAAGAACACAAAGUUGUCUCAUCUAUCAGCCCAGCUGGACAAAGAGAAGAAAAGAGCAGAGAGUCUGAAAGAGACCUGCCGGGAAAAUGCAGUUCUUCUGCAAAGACAAACUCAACUUUACCUCUGUGAACUGAUUAAGUGUAUUCAGCUUCUCCAGUCUUUCAUUUUGGACCAUAGGCUGAAGAUGCAGACAGAUCUGGACAGGAAGAAGUUGGACUACUUUGAGGGAAAAUGUGAAUUAGUCUUACAGAAGAUUAAGACUGAGAUGGUGGAAAUUCAGUUGGAAACGUACACGGCUGACUCAAUAUCUGCUCAUCGAAAAAUAAGAGAGAAGCUGGACUCUGAGCUUAAAGCCUGUUUGGGGGAGAAACAGUCUGUCGAGUUAAAACUGGCCUCCUUUGAGAUCUUGGGCAAAGAGUUUGAGGUCUUGGCGGAGGAGUACUGUAGGUUACGGCAAGAGAUAGAAAUGAAGCAUUGGGCCCUGAAGGAGUUCACGCAGUACAACGACAAAUGAAGAUGAAAGAAAGAAAACAGCCAGACAUUCCCUAUUCAUUGAGUGUCACUUGUCACAAUGACAUGCUGGCAUUUGGACAUAAAGAAACUCUUUGGACUAUGUAGUAAACACAGUCGUGAGUGGGCCAACCACAGGCUCCCACUAGCACUUCAAACUUAAUGUUUAUUAACUUCAGUAAGUUCAGUUUUCUUAAAAUAGUCCACCCUCGUCAGUGCAUCACCAUGGUAAUUCUGCUUUCUUUCUUUCUACAUAAACCAUUUAGCGUUCAAGGCUAGUUUAGUAUUCAUGACUCUUUUAGUAAGAUGCAGUUUAACACAAUAAUUUUGAACUAUCUUGCAUGUGACAACAUGGUCACAUUUGACUACUUUCUAUAUCAGCUUAAGGAAGUGAGAAUCACUAUAUUCAUAAUGAAAAUGCAAAGUAUUUUUGCCCUAAAAUGUGCUUCCUUCAAACAGUGAAAUUUUUAUUCAGUAACUUGAUUUAAUUUCAACUGAAAUGAAGGUGUUACGGUAUGCUUUACCUCAGGUAUCAGGACACAGACAAAUCAGCCAAAAGCUGGGAGUGCAUUCCUUUGUAAAUAAAUUAAAGUAUCACCAGGUUUCUUGAAA
Molecule: messenger RNA, 1847 nt
Organism: Acanthopagrus latus (yellowfin seabream)
Lineage: Eukaryota; Metazoa; Chordata; Actinopteri; Spariformes; Sparidae
Gene: haus4
Product: HAUS augmin-like complex, subunit 4
Exons: 9
Coding region: 130-1239 (369 amino acids)
Biological process (GO): centrosome cycle; spindle assembly
Cellular component (GO): HAUS complex
Molecular function (GO): microtubule minus-end binding
Source: RefSeq, a predicted model, not a curated record